UGCUGUUUUUGUUGGCUUUCCAAGAUAUCAUCACUAUAAUUUGUUGGUUUCAGUAUUUCCAAUUUGAACGCCUAAAUUCAGAGAAAUGGGAAUCGUAUUUGAGCCUAAGGAGGUGGAGGAACAUAGGGUCGGAUCGCUGGAAAAUUUCAUAGAAAAAGCUGGUGGAUGUGCCGUCAUUGAUGGCGGUUUCGCAACACAACUUGAGCUUCAUGGCGCCUCCAUUAACGACCCGUUAUGGAGCGCACUUUGCUUGAUCGAUAACCCUCAUCUCCUCUCCAAGGUUCACUUGGAAUACCUGGAGGCUGGUGCUGAUAUAAUCGUAACUUCUUCAUAUCAGGCUACUCUUCCUGGAUUCAUUUCAAGGGGACUGUCCCUUGAACAAGGGGAAAAGCUACUAGAAAAGAGUGUAAAGUUGGCUACCGAAGCUCGUGAUGAUUUCUGGGAAUCUGUUAAAAAGAUUCCUGAUCAUACAUAUAACCGAGCUCUAGUUGCAGCCUCCAUUGGAAGCUAUGGUGCAUAUCUUGCUGAUGGGUCAGAAUAUAGUGGGUAUUAUGGGCCAGAUGUGGAUUUGAAUAAGGUCAAAGACUUUCAUCGGCGUAGACUGCAAGUUCUUGUUGAAGCUGGUCCUGAUCUGCUUGCUUUUGAGACCAUUCCCAAUAAGCUAGAAGCUCAAGCGGUGGCAGAAUUACUUGAAGAAGAAAAUGUCGAAAUCCCAUCUUGGGUUUGUUUCAGUUCUGUAGAUGGUGUAAAUGCUCCUUCAGGGGAGAGCUUUAAAGAGUGCCUUGAAGUGCUUAACACGAGCAAAAGAAUUGCAGCCGUGGGGAUAAAUUGUGCACCACCGCAGUUUGUUCAUGAUCUCAUCAAGAAAUUCAAGGAGUUAACUGGGAAGGUGAUUGUUGUCUACCCGAAUAGCGGUGAGAUAUGGGAUGGUGUUGCCAAGAGAUGGCUGCCAUCCAAGUGUUUUAAUGAUGAUAAGUUCAAGGUUUUCGCAACAAGAUGGCGUGAUUCUGGAGCCAAACUCAUCGGUGGUUGUUGUCGAACCACACCUUCAACCACCCGUGCCCUUUCCAAGGUUCUGAAACAGAGUUCUUUGGCUACUAAUUGAACUUAACAAAUGGUGUAGUUGCUUAGUUAUUUAUUGAAUUCGAAUACCAAUCAAAGAAAUGGAAGAAAGGUAUAGAUCAUGUUCAAAGGAAAUGAAAGGAAUGACAAAAGGUAAACUCAAAUGUUCUAAAGAAAUAUGAUGUUCCAAUUUAAGGGUCCGUGCCGUCGCAAAAGGCAACAUCCGAACAUGCAUGUUACUGUUAAACUUAAACUUGGACUAGAAUGAAAAGAAAUGUCAAAGUACCUUUUGAAUUGAAAAUAUUGUAAGUUGUUUAUUGUCCAGGGGGUUAAAUGUAAUCAUACUAAACCUCAAGGACAUAUUUUGCCAAAAAUGAAAAGUUUUGAAUUGGAGAAACCCAUCUAA
Cynara cardunculus var. scolymus (artichoke) is the source of this 1468-nucleotide messenger RNA. Its product is annotated as homocysteine S-methyltransferase 1. The coding region runs from base 86 to 1105 and encodes 339 amino acids. The transcript has 7 exons. Gene Ontology annotation, molecular function: zinc ion binding; S-adenosylmethionine-homocysteine S-methyltransferase activity. The record is from RefSeq and is a predicted model, not a curated record. Gene Ontology annotation, biological process: S-methylmethionine cycle. NCBI's taxonomy places the organism in Eukaryota, Viridiplantae, Streptophyta, Magnoliopsida, Asterales, Asteraceae.